Molecule: messenger RNA, 3189 nt
Organism: Lindgomyces ingoldianus
Lineage: Eukaryota; Fungi; Ascomycota; Dothideomycetes; Pleosporales; Lindgomycetaceae
Product: NAD-specific glutamate dehydrogenase
Exons: 4
Coding region: 1-3189 (1062 amino acids)
Cellular component (GO): mitochondrion
Molecular function (GO): L-glutamate dehydrogenase (NAD+) activity
Source: RefSeq, a predicted model, not a curated record
AUGGCUGCUGCACCGGUCAAUGGCGUUCAGCCCGCCCAGCCUGUCCAGCCUAUCCAAAAUAGACUGCUGGACCAAGUCAUUCGGACUCCUGGACGGAUGCCAUCCCCCCAGCCUACACAUUUGAGCGUGCCUGGACCAGGACUUGCUACCCCGCGAGUCCUACCUCAGGAAGGGUCUGGAUAUGUUGCCCCCAAGUUUGAGGGCAAGGAGAAGCAGAUGGAAGCCGUCAUGGACGGGGUAGAGGACAAAGGAUUCAUUCCUCCGGACUUCGUGGAAUCAGAGACCACUUGGUUCUAUAACGAGCUGGGCAUUGACGACAACUAUUUUGCUACGGAAACUGUAGAAGCGGUUGUGAACCAUAUCCACUCCCUUUAUGCAGCGAAAGUGGCAGCUUAUGCCCGCGACGACAAACGUUUGGAAAUCCGACUUGAUAAGGAGGCUGGAGACCAUGCGGUGUACAUCGAUACUAGCAAGCCUGGAAUCUCAGUCAUGGAUGGCCCACGAUACGAACAACGAAUUGACGAGAAAUACUUAGACGGAUCCAAGGGAGGCAAGGGCUACCGUGUAGAAAGCUUCCGCUCAGCCAGUCCACUCCCUGGAGCCCAGGAGCAGCAAUUGCGCUGCUACUUUGUCUACCAGUGUGAUUUCGUAAACCCAGACCUGGGCGAGACAGAGAUCGAUAUUGAGAAAGUCGGAGACAAGCGAUUUCUUCAGAAAGCCACCGCAAAUACGAAGCAAGUGUACCAACAAGCACUUGAGGCUGCAAUUGAACGGACUGGUCCCGUGAUUGAAUACUUCGAUAUCGAAGGCUCUCGGGAGAAGCGACUUGUCAUUGCCUACAAGCAGGGCUCAGCAAUGGGAUUAUUCAGUGCGCUGAGCGAUCUAUAUCACUACUACGGAUUAACGUCCUCCCGGAAAUAUGUUGAGCAGUUCUCCAAUGGCUAUACGGCGAUGUCUCUGUAUCUCCGACCCCUUCAGGGAACUUCAUCUGCGAAGCACCCACCAAUUGAAGCCUCCAUUCAUCAGAUCAUCAAAGAGGUUUCGCUCCUGUACUGCAUUCCGCAGAACAAGUUCCAAGCCCACUUCGCAACAGCCAGGCUCAGUCUUCAGGAGACCAUCUACGCACAUUGCGUUUGGGUUUUCGUUUCUCAUUUCCUCAACCGCCUCGGCUCCGAGUACGCUGCGUUGGCUACGCUUUUAGAUACAGAAAACAGCGCCCAUGCUGAACUUCUGUCCAAGUUGAAGCGUCGGUUGCGUGCAGAGACCUUCACUGCGGACUACAUCCUAGAAAUCAUCCAUCAAUACCCAGACCUAGUCCACAGCCUAUAUCUGUCCUUUGCGAACACCCACUACGUCCAGACUCGGGGAGAACAGGAUGAUUUCCUCCCAACCCUGAGUUUCUUGCGUAUCACAGUCGACAAGGUCCUCAGCGACGAAGAACUGGACGAGACCAUCAACAAGUCUGUUGUAAAUGAUCAUCACCAAAUGGUGAUGAGCUCGUUCCUCAUUUUCAACCAAUGUGUGCUCAAAACCAAUUUUUAUACGCCAACGAAGGUGGCUCUCAGCUUCCGCAUGAACCCCAUCUUCUUGCCACCUUCCGAGUACCCCCAGCCCCUGUACGGUAUGUUCCUUGUUAUCAGCUCCGAGUUCCGUGGUUUUCACUUGCGGUUCCGAGACAUCGCCCGAGGAGGCAUUCGUAUCGUCAAGUCCAGAAGCCCAGAAGCAUACGCUAUUAAUGCUCGGUCACUGUUUGACGAGAAUUACAAUCUUGCCAACACGCAGCAACGCAAGAACAAGGACAUUCCUGAGGGAGGCUCGAAGGGUGUCGUCCUUCUUGACUACCAUCACCAAGACAAGGCCCGUGUGGCGUUUGAGAAGUACAUCGACAGUAUUUUGGACCUCCUGUUACCACCCAACAGCCCGGGAAUAAAAGACCCUAUCGUCGACCUGUACGGCAAGCAGGAGAUUCUGUUCAUGGGUCCAGACGAAAACACUGCCGAUCUGGUUGACUGGGCGACCGAGCAUGCUCGGGUUCGAGGAGCACCCUGGUGGAAAUCAUUCUUCACUGGCAAGAGCCCGAAGCUUGGAGGCAUCCCACACGACCGCUAUGGUAUGACUACUCUGUCAGUACGAGAAUACGUCUUAGGUAUCUACCGGAAAUUGAAUCUUGACCCCAGCAAGGUCAAGAAGCUGCAGACCGGAGGUCCUGAUGGCGAUCUUGGGUCCAAUGAGAUUCUUCUCAGCAACGAGAAGUAUGUUUCUAUCGUGGACGGCUCUGGCGUUCUCGUCGACCCUAAAGGUAUAAAUCACGACGAGCUUCUCCGACUGGCGAAGAAGAGGGUCAUGAUCAGUCAAUUUGACACUUCGAAACUCUCGCCAGAAGGUUACCGCGUCUUGGUAGAUGAGAACAACAUCAGACUGCCAACUGGAGAGCUUGUCUACAACGGUACAACGUUCCGCAACACCUUCCACUUACGUAGUGACAUGCAUUACGACACCUUUGUUCCUUGUGGUGGACGCCCAGAGUCCAUCGACCUUACUACGGCAAAUAAACUCAUUGUCGACGGCAAGUCGGUCAUUCCAUACAUUGUCGAAGGUGCCAAUCUGUUUAUCACUCAAGAUGCCAAGCUUCGGCUUGAGAAGGCUGGGUGCAUUCUGUAUAAGGACGCUUCAGCCAACAAAGGUGGUGUCACGUCUUCUUCCUUAGAGGUGCUCGCCUCUCUCUCGUUUGAUGAUGCAGGCUUUAUCAAGCAUAUGUGCGUUGGAGAGGACGGAAUUGCGCCUGAGUUUUACGACAAGUACGUCAAGGAGGUCCAGAGAAUCAUCCAAAACAACGCGAAGCUCGAGUUUGAGGCCAUCUGGCGUGAACACCAAGCCACUGGCGAGCCUAGAAGCACUUUGAGCGACACUCUCAGUGUCGCUAUUACGAAGCUUGACGAGGAACUUCAGGGUACAGAGUUGUGGGACAAUACCGAGUUCAGGAAAUCAGUCUUGAGCGAGGCUUUGCCCAAUCUUCUUCUUCAGCAGAUUGGCCUGGACAAGAUCAUGGAGAGGGUGCCCGAUAAUUACCUACGUGCCAUCUUCGGCAGUUAUCUAGCUAGUCGAUUUGUGUAUGGCUAUGGGAUCUCAGCCAGCCAAUUUGCGUUCUUUGACUUCAUGAACAAGCGCAUGGCGAAGCUGAAAGCCUGA